CUUGCACGCUCCAUGACUGCAUAUAACAUUACUAGUUAGAAAUUUGGGUUUACUAGGAGUACGUGCACCUUAUCCUUUGAAUUGAUGACUUUGGGUCCUGGUAGUGCGUUGGAUCCAUUCUAUUUUUUACUUCUUAAUGGUGUCCAUGCCGGUGCUAGUAUGGAUAUUCUUUUCAGUUUAUUUUCACUGGGCUGAGUGCAGUUAUGUGGGCUAAGGCGAAGUCAAACGAUAACUUUGUCAGCCCAACUUUUUACUUCUUAAUGGUGUCCAUGCUGGUGCUAGUAUGGAUAUUCUUUUCAGUUUAUUUUCACUGGGCUGAGUGCAGUUAUGUGGGCUAAGGCGAAGUCAAACGAUAACUUUGUCAGCAAGGAUAUUAUUGUAACUUUGGUUUUACUAUAACUGUAGAGUUGUCAAUAGUAGCAUGCAUGUUACUCUGUGUUUGAUAUUGAUAUUAAUAACUAUUAUUUUAUCUGGAUUGAUGUUAGGAGAGUCCUAAUUGGACCAAUGAUGUAGUUAAGAAUGUCGUGAAACUUGUCAGGGUGCGGACUAAUUGUCAAAAUGUGAGCUUGGGAUGAACUAUAGACUCCAUCCAGGGUUCAAUUCCCCACGAGGAGUUCACCUGGAUUACCUAACACAUUCUUUUGGCAGGUUCUACCCACGGAUGAGGAUGGGGCAGAUACUUGCUUCCCUUGACAUCAAGCCCGGAUAUGGGGCAUACGUGAUUGAUUUCCAUAUUUCAAAGAAUACAACACAGUCUUUCCAAGAAAAAAUUUGGUUAUUUGUAGCACAGACAGAUAAUAUAGAUACAUCUAUAUGUAUUAUAAGUCCUCCCCUAGUGAGUUUUCUUCUGAAUGGAAAGGGAGUAGACAGGAGGACUAAUGUUCUAAUGGACACUGGGCCACAGUUACCAACAAAUGUGACUUCAAUUCUUAAAUAUGGAACAAAUCUUCUUCAAGCUGUAGGCCAGUUUAAGGGUCAUCAUGUCAUAAUUGUUGCCUUCAUGAGUGUGAUUUCAUCACCUGACACCCUGGUGCCACCUGAUUAUGUGCAACCUGCUGUGGCUGUAGUUGACCCGGAUUCUGACAUAAUUGAAGGACCAUCACGAAUAUCACUUCAUUGUCCAAUAAGCUAUACACGUAUCAAGACUCCUGUCAAAGGACGUUCAUGUAGACAUCUUCAGUGUUUCGACUUUGAUAACUUUGUUGAUAUAAAUUCAAGAAGACCAUCUUGGCGCUGCCCACAUUGCAAUCAGCAUGUCUGCUAUGAGGAGAUUCAUAUUGAUCAAAAUAUGGUCAAGGUCCUGAGAGAGGUGGGAGAGAAUGUUGAUGAAGUUAUCAUCUCUGCUGAUGGAUCCUGGAAGGCUGUACUGGAAAGUGAUGGCACUGUAGAUGAGGCAGUAGUUAAGACCCCCAAUUCCCAGAAAGAAAGAACUGGGUGGCAAGAAUCUGCCAGUGUCUCAAAUUCUCUUCCUAAUGUCUUGGAACUUACAGAGGACAACAAUGAGAUGGGAGCAGUGAACUCUAGCGAAACUGAAGACCAGAAACCUUUGCAGGCUAGUCUUCCAGUUGCAACACAUUUAAAUUUGCCUCCAGAAUUGAACAGAAUAAAUGAGGCUAAUCAAAGUGUUGCCGCUGAAGUAGAGAACGACUUCUGGCCUGAAAUUUAUUUGAGUUCCAAGCCCAUGAACUCCAGUGCUAGGUCAAAUGCCCAAAGAGUUGGUAGUAUCUUUGAGCCCAUUACUGCUAAUCUUAUGCAGUCUCCUGUGUUGACUGAUGCUUUUUCUCCGGCCAUUAAUCAAGAAUCUGAUUUCACCACCUCUAUAAUGCAAAGUCAAUGCUCUCCCAAUAAUUUGCAGUUGCAACAGUCACAAUAUGUGAAUUCUCUUGCCAACAAUGAACAUGUGAGGUUGCCAGCAAUACCCAGACAUGUGAACAGGACUCCAAUAGCAGUGCAGGCCCUGCCAGCGCAGCCUCAGGCUCCAAAUCCGCAACGAAGACAAAGUAGUUUGAAUUCUUUGACUCCAAAUGGUUCCUCGAUUUCUUCUCAUGUUUUCCUUUCUGCGACUUCUGCUGCAGAUCAUUUCAGUCCAAUAUAUAGUACUAUGGAAAGUCAGCAUCACUUUUGGGGUCAUGUGAGUCCACUUCAGGUGCCAGAUAUUUCUUCAUCAUUGCAGCAAGCUUUAAACCAAAGGAAGCUCCAGUCUGUGGGUCAAUCGUCAAGUGCUAUCCGGUCAUCUUCACACCACCCACAUACCCUAAUCCAGCAAGGGGGUGCACAAGUGGGAACCAGUCAUGCUGCAGGUAUCAGCAGUCAAAGACAAUGGCUUACUUAUCAAGCUUCUUUUCAGCAGGGUAGAGAGGCACCAUCUGUGCCAGUUCUAAGUCAAACGUCAAGAACUGGAAACUCUUUGCCAGUGACUGCUAAUGGUAACCGAGGGGGAAUAUGGGAGCAAAGAGAGAACACUGGAACAAUGUCACAUCCAAGGGCUGUUAGUUUGGUGGACUCUACAUCGGAGAAGAAUCAGUGGCCCAGGGGUCGAAUGCGUGGAAGUCUGUCAGGUCCGGCAUAUUCUGCUUAUAGCCAAUUUAUAAUUCAGCCAACCACCCAAGCAGCACAAACUGCAAGACCACCGACAAAUCCGACUCCUCCAGCAAACAGUGUUACACCUCAACAGCAGGUAUCUGUCGCCAAUAGCACAGAAAUGCCGGCAGUCCUCACAUCCACAGGUAGACCCAGCUGGUAAAUAUAAUUUGCCAUAACCAAUUUUGUAUCCCACCAUCACCUUGUAAAGUUUUUAACUUGGACGAGUUAUAUGCUAGUUUGGAUGUCUGUAUGUAUUCAGGAACUGAAGUUGAUUUCGAUAAUUGUCUGAGUGGUUAUGGCAUCAUCUUUUGAUAGUUUUA
Juglans regia (Persian walnut) is the source of this 2903-nucleotide messenger RNA. Its product is annotated as E4 SUMO-protein ligase PIAL2-like. Bases 572 to 2743 code for a protein of 723 amino acids. The transcript has 12 exons. Gene Ontology annotation, biological process: protein sumoylation. The record is from RefSeq and is a predicted model, not a curated record. Lineage: Eukaryota; Viridiplantae; Streptophyta; Magnoliopsida; Fagales; Juglandaceae. Gene Ontology annotation, molecular function: SUMO ligase activity; zinc ion binding.